Molecule: messenger RNA, 2510 nt
Organism: Periophthalmus magnuspinnatus
Lineage: Eukaryota; Metazoa; Chordata; Actinopteri; Gobiiformes; Gobiidae
Gene: plcd4a
Product: phospholipase C, delta 4a
Exons: 16
Coding region: 97-2358 (753 amino acids)
Biological process (GO): lipid metabolic process; intracellular signal transduction
Molecular function (GO): phosphatidylinositol-4,5-bisphosphate phospholipase C activity; calcium ion binding
Source: RefSeq, a predicted model, not a curated record
AUGCAACAGUCGACCAAACAACCCAACGACAACUUCAAAUGACCAGCACCAACAAAGGACACACUUAAGACUGAUGGCCCUGUGAGGAGACAACCAAUGGCUUCCACAGGCCUCCGGAUCCAGUGCGAUGAUAACCUGCAGUCGAUGCUGGUGGGGACGGUGAUGAGGAAGAUCAAGUCUCGAACCUGGAAAAAGCAGAGACACUUCAGACUCCAGGACGACUGCAUGACCAUCUGGUACCAGUCCAAGAAGGCCGGCAACGCACACUCCACAUUCUCAGUGAGUGAUGUGGAGGCUGUUCGUGAGGGUCAUCAGUCGGAGGUACUUCUGUCCAUCGCAGAUGAGUUUCCGGCCGAGCGCUGCUUCACUUUGGUCUUUAGGGGGCGCCGUGGGAACCUGGAUCUGGUGGCCGAGUCUGCAGAGGAAGCCCAGUCCUGGAUCAGAGGGAUGAGAAAACUAAUCGAAAAUGUGGAAAACAUGGGAGAGAGGGAACGUCUGGACCAGUGGAUUGGAGACUGGUUCAAAAAGGCGGAUAAGAAUCGCGACGGGAGGAUGAACUUUAAAGAAGUGAGAGACCUGCUCAAGAUGAUGAACGUGGACAUGAACGAGCACCACGCACACAGACUCUUCACUAUGGCGGAUAAGUCCCAGUCGGGCACUCUGGAGGACGAUGAGUUUGUGUUGUUUUAUAAGAUGUUAACGCAACGCGAGGACCUGCUCCGAGUUUUCCAGGAGUUUUCCACAGAUGGACAGAAGCUUUCGCUCCGGGACUUGGGGGAGUUCCUGAGGGAUGAGCAGCUAGAGACCGGAGACCCCCAAACAAAGGCGCAGGAGCUGGUGGACAAAUAUGAGCCAUCUGAGGCAGCUAAGCAGAUGAAAGCGAUGAGUUUCGAUGGGUUCCUGAUGUACUUGGGGUCAGCGGAGGGAAACAUCUUUGACCCCAAACGCAGAGGAAUGUACCAGGACAUGGGGCAGCCUCUGAACUACUACUACAUCUCCUCCUCUCACAACACCUACCUGAUGGAGGACCAGCUCAGAGGCCACAGCAGCGUUGAGGGAUACAUCAGAGCUUUGAACAGGGGCUGUCGCUGUGUGGAGAUCGACUGUUGGGACGGAGCCAAUGCAGAGCCUAUAGUUUAUCAUGGACACACUUUCACCUCUAAAAUCCUGUUCAAAGACGUGGUCAGCGCUGUCGCCAACUACGCUUUCAAGGUUUCGCCCUAUCCCGUGAUCAUGUCCAUAGAAAACCACUGCAGCGUGGAGCAGCAGCGCGUCAUGGCCCAGCACCUCACCCUCAUCCUGGGGGACAAACUGCUGAAAACCACCCUGGAUGGAAGGCCUCCCAUCGGGCUGCCCUCCCCCCACGAGCUGAGGGGUAAGAUCCUGGUGAAGGCCAAAAAGAUCGGCGGUCUGGAGGAGAAUUUCUGUGGUUUGGGGGAGGAUUCUUUAACAGCAGAGGUCAGUGAUGAAGACGAGGGAGGAGAGAUCGAUGAAGACAGUAUCCACCGAGACAGCCUACGACGAAGAGUCAUGAAGUCGAAGCAGCGUUUGUCCAAGGAGCUGUCGGACUGUGUGGUUUACUGUAAGAGCGUUCACUUCAGGAGCUUCAAACACUCCAGAAUCCACUCCAAGUUUUAUGAAGUCGUUUCCUUCACCGAGUCCAAAGCCCGGAAGCAGCUCAAAGAGGCCGGAGCAGAGUUCGUGUACCAUAACGCCCGACAGCUCACCCGAGUCUACCCCAGCGGAUUCAGAACUGACUCCUCCAACUACAACCCCCAGGAAAUGUGGAAUGUCGGCUGCCAAAUCGUUGCAUUGAAUUUCCAAACUGCUGGGGAAGGCAUGGACCUAAACGAUGGCCUGUUCAGUCAAAAUGGCGGUUGUGGUUACGUCUUGAAGCCCAGUUUUAUGAGAGAAGCCGAAAGGAGGUUUGACCCUGACAACCCACAGAAACUGGACGGAUACCAACCACUCAUCCUCACUAUACAGGUGAUCAGUGGUCAGCAGCUGCCCAAAGUGAACAUAAAGGAGGGCUCCAUAGUGGACCCUCUGGUGAGAGUGGAGAUACACGGAGUCCCUCUGGACCAGAACAAACAGGAGACCAGGUGGAUCGAAAACAAUGGUUUUAACCCUGUUUGGUACGACACUCUUCGCUUCACGAUUCACGCACCAGAGUUGGCCCUGGUCCGUUUUGUGGUAGAGGAUUAUGACAAGACCUCAAAAAAUGACUUUGUCGGCCAGUACACUCUGCCACUGAGCUGCAUGCAACAAGGUUACCGCCACAUACACCUGCUGUCUAAAGAUGGAACCAGCAUCCCUCCGUCCUCGCUGUUCGUGCAUGUUCGCAUCACUGAGCUGUAGAAAUUGUGAAACAUUUAUAUAUGUGGCAGUUUAAAGCCACUUUACGUGAUUUUUACUGUCUCCAAAAGGUGAAAAACAGAACUAGUGGUACAAUGUUAUUCUUCACUUACCUUAUGCAUUCCGAGAAUCCUGAUUAUUCACCACAAUGAGUG